ACAUCUUGCCAAGAGCCGAUAAAUUAGCAUGCACUAUACCUAGCUAGCUCAAGGAGAGGGCAACAGCUACUGAAGCAGGCACUGUACCCACGACACAAUUUGAGCAAAAAGCCCUUUAAAGGGCAGCCUAGACUCCAAAGUCCAGAGAGCCAUAGCCCACCACUUAGACCCUGAAAGCAUCAAACCCUAUCAAAAAUUGACACCAAAAAGACAGGGAGAGGAGAUCUAUCCCAAGAAAUCCUAUGUCCCAAGAGCCACUUUGAUCGAUUGGCGAUAGAUAGAGAUCACUACUACUGCCACAAACGCCACACACGAUAUAGCUAUAGCCAUAUGCAUACUUGCAUGGAAGGAGGUGGCCAACUGGGGACUUGUCUUCCGAAUUUCUAUCUUUUGCCAGAUCACCACGGCAUGCCUCUUCCUCCUCCACUUCAACUACCGUGCCAUCCGAAGCUACUCCAGAUGCCAUUCGACCAAGAAGAUCAGCCCGGAAUCCAUGGCGUGAUGCUCUCUUCUGACCACUGCGGGCUGUACCCUCUGCCGGCGCUUCCGUUAAGCAACUCCGCCGCCGCCGCCGCCGCAACCGUCGCAUUGGGGAAGCACAGUGCAGCCGCCGGUUCCAUGCCCAAUAUUGGCGGCGCUGAGGAGGUGGCCACCACUGUAACCAAAGCUGGCAAUGAGAGUACUACUUGCAAUGGCUCCACUACAUGGUGGAGGGGCUCGACGAUGGCGGCGAUGGGGGAGAAGGGGAAGAUGAAGAUCAGGAGGAAGAUGAGGGAGCCGAGGUUCUGCUUCCAGACCAGAAGCGAAGUGGAUGUGCUGGAUGACGGGUACAAGUGGAGGAAGUACGGACAGAAGGUUGUCAAGAACAGUCUCCAUCCCAGGAGCUACUUCAGGUGCACGCACAGCAACUGCCGCGUGAAGAAGCGGGUGGAGCGGCUGUCGACGGACUGCCGCAUGGUGAUCACCACCUACGAGGGCCGCCACACGCACUCCCCCUGCGACGACAACUCCUCCGGCGAGCACACCAACUGCUUCAGCUCCUUCUGAAGAUUUUAGCACUUUGCAUUUUCGUCGUUGAUCCAUCCAUCAAUAUAUAUACCGUCGUAUACCUAUAUGUCCACCGUUUGAUCGAUUAACUGUGGCUAGCUCUAGCUCUCUUUCAUUUUGAUGGUUGAGAUAUAUAGGCGACGUAAUAUCGAGCCAUGCCUGCGCAAUGUACCAGUACUGCUAGCUAUACGUGAGAUGUAUUGCGUGCAUGCACGUACAAUUUACAAGCAGCAGUCAAUAAAUUAAGCUAUGUAUUUCUUCUAUAAA
Molecule: messenger RNA, 1314 nt
Organism: Oryza sativa Japonica Group (Japanese rice)
Lineage: Eukaryota; Viridiplantae; Streptophyta; Magnoliopsida; Poales; Poaceae
Product: probable WRKY transcription factor 12
Biological process (GO): regulation of DNA-templated transcription
Molecular function (GO): sequence-specific DNA binding; DNA-binding transcription factor activity
Source: RefSeq, a predicted model, not a curated record